Molecule: messenger RNA, 924 nt
Organism: Anarrhichthys ocellatus (wolf-eel)
Lineage: Eukaryota; Metazoa; Chordata; Actinopteri; Perciformes; Anarhichadidae
Gene: tmem18
Product: transmembrane protein 18
Exons: 5
Coding region: 166-624 (152 amino acids)
Cellular component (GO): nuclear membrane
Source: RefSeq, a predicted model, not a curated record
AAGAAGUGAGAAUAAGCCCGAGGGUGGCUGUAAUGUAACGUGGAUUAGACUGCUGUAAAACCUCAACGAAGAAGAAGUCGCCUCUAUGACGUCAUUUUACUGCGACAAACCGCCUGGACUUUUUUUUACAGAACAAGCUUUAGGCUGAGCAGGAUUUUUGUGAAAAUGACGGACCAAAAAGCAGAGAAUAUUAGCUCUAUCCCCAUCGAUGAGUUCAGCAAUUUAAGAAUCACAUCCAUAUGGACGUUUCUCAUGUCUGUGCAGUGGUCGGAGCCCUGGCUGAUCGGGCUGUUGGUGUUUCAUGUCGUGUGUUUGUUUCUGACCGUGGUGACGUGCAGAUACUACAGAGCGCAGAUUUGUCACUUCCUGCUCAUGGUUGGCCUGGUGUAUAGUGCUGAAUAUUUAAAUGAGCUGGCAGCCAUGAACUGGAGGUCCUUCUCUAAUUUCCAGUACUUUGAUUCCAAGGGCAUGUUCAUAUCUUUGGUGUACUCUAUUCCUCUUCUGCUGAAUACAGUCAUAAUUGUGAUGGUGUGGGUGUACAGGACAUUUUACACUAUGACUGAGCUGAAGACACUCCAGCUCAAGCGAAAGGCCCGCAGAGAGAUGAGAGAGAAGAAUGACUGAUGUCUCUCCUUAUGUCCAAAUGGGCUCCAUUUGGAGGUAUUAAGAAUCAGUGUCUCUGCCAUGCUCAUCCUGACUUUUGGAGGAAGAAGACAGAUUCCUUCUUGUGACCAUAAAUAGAUUGUUCGUUGAUGUCGGUCAGGACUGGGGGUCUGUUUCUGGUAACGACUGUUGAAAAAAAAAAUCCUGGCGAAAUACUGUACACUAUGAUAUACGAGGACCAAAGGACAUUUACUGUUUUGUAAUAAUGUUGUUUUAAAGUUGUUGAAAUGCACAAAGAAAGAUAAAGGGUUUUUGAAUGAU